GGCUACAAUGUAUGCCGAGGAAUCUUGUCAAACAAAGAUAUGCUCAAAAUUUUGGGGAGCUUCAUCAGUCCCAUGGGCGAGGUGUUACCCCAUCCAAUAACAUCCGAGUGCGAGAUAUCUGUCUUUAGACAAACACACCAACCCAUGCCAGCCUGCCUUCAGCCAACACAGCUUCAGAUGAACCUACCACAUCCUACCUGGAUCGAUGCACUCCCAUUCCCAAAGAUCAGAGAUAAUCUCCUACGUCGGCAAAACUUGUUUCAUCACGGGCAAUUUCUGUCGGAUCUCGUCGGAUAUCUGACCUAUGCGCCGAUAACUGUCUCACAAGGAGUACCCGUUGUCAAUGAAACAGACGACAUUAAGAAUGGUCUCAUACUUUGGGGGGAGCCAUCCUCUCAAGAGAACUGGGAGGUUACCCCCGAAUUUUUGAUCAAAUGGGCAUGGGCUGUCGUGGGGUGUGAAGAGCUUGUCCAAUCUUCCAACAGAUGGAGGACAGUUCGGGGGGAAGACCCUCUUGACGUGUCUCUUGUGGGUUGCCAUUGA
Molecule: messenger RNA, 543 nt
Organism: Fusarium vanettenii 77-13-4
Lineage: Eukaryota; Fungi; Ascomycota; Sordariomycetes; Hypocreales; Nectriaceae
Exons: 1
Source: RefSeq, a predicted model, not a curated record